Messenger RNA from Mya arenaria, 6566 nucleotides. Its product is annotated as syntaxin. NCBI's taxonomy places the organism in Eukaryota, Metazoa, Mollusca, Bivalvia, Myida, Myidae. The record is from RefSeq and is a predicted model, not a curated record. Gene Ontology annotation, cellular component: presynaptic active zone membrane; endomembrane system; synaptic vesicle. Gene Ontology annotation, biological process: synaptic vesicle fusion to presynaptic active zone membrane; exocytosis; intracellular protein transport. Gene Ontology annotation, molecular function: SNAP receptor activity; SNARE binding. The transcript is spliced from 10 exons. The coding region runs from base 154 to 1026 and encodes 290 amino acids.
CUGAACCGGAAGCGCUCGAUAUGGUGUAUAUAUUAAAAUUGUAUUGAUUUUUACAGUUUUUGUGUUACUUACGGAUAUUAAAUGAUUUUCAAGGGUAUUAUUGUACGGGAACUAUAAACCUCAACCCAUACUUUGUCGCUUUAUCCGGCAAAUAUGACAAAAGACCGUCUACCGGCUUUGAAAGCGACACAGAGUGAUGAUGAUGACGCAGAUGAUGUACAGGUUGGGGUGGACGCCAGUGGAUUUAUGGAUGAGUUUUUUGCCCAGGUGGAAGAGAUCCGACAGAUGAUAGACAAGAUAGCUGCCAAUGUUGAAGAAGUGAAAAUGAAACAUAGCGGCAUUCUGUCUGCACCCCAAACAGACGACAAAACGAAAGAGGAACUGGAAGAGCUUAUGAAUGAUAUCAAGCGUACAGCAAAUAAAGUUCGAGCCAAGUUGAAGGUGAUUGAACAGAAUAUAGAGCAAGAAGAGCAUUCUAGUAAAUCCACUGCCGAUCUCCGAAUACGCAAAACACAGCACGCAACAUUAUCACGUAAAUUUGUCGAAGUUAUGAAUGAUUACAAUGCGUGUCAGAUAGACUACAGGGAACGAUGCAAGGGGAGAAUACAGCGUCAGUUGGAAAUAACUGGUAAAACAACAACCAAUGACGAGCUGGAAGAAAUGUUGGAGUCUGGCAACCUACAAGUGUUCACCCAGGAUAUUAUAAUGGAGACCCAACAAGCAAAGCAAACAUUAGCUGACAUCGAGGCGCGUCACGCAGAUAUCAUGAAGCUAGAAAAAAGUAUACAGGAGCUACAUGACAUGUUCAUGGACAUGGCCAUGCUGGUCGAACAACAGGGAGAGAUGAUAGACCGGAUAGAGUACAACGUGGAACAAGCGGUGGAUUACGUUGAAACAGCCAAAAUGGAUACAAAGAAAGCUGUCAAAUACCAGAGCAAGGCUCGACGGAAACUGAUAAUGAUAAUAAUUUGUGUAGCAGUUCUUAUUGCUAUAGUUGCAAUUAUAUUAUUAUCAACACUGACCUAGAUGACAACUGACCAAAGUUACAUCAAUGAAUUUACAUUCCUGCUGUCAUAGCAGCUAGACCAUGUGACUGCAAUGUGACAAUGCUUCAGCAGUGAAUAUCAUGUGAUCUAAUUUACCUGAGCGCAAAAUUUUGCUGGAAAUCUGAAAGUAUGUUGACUGAAGAUUUACGUUCAAACAGGACUCUAGGAAUAUUGGAACUCGGUAUCUGGAGUUGCAGAAAAAGAAUCAGUAGACCGGAAUACACACAUUUUGUAUUGAAUUCGAUCAUCAUGGUGUAAUUCACUAGAUUUAUAUUUUUGCUAGUAGGCCAUAUUUAUUGUUAAUGUAAUAUUUAAACAAAUGAACAUGAAGCAUGAACUCAGUUGUGUACCACAGUUCAUUGUGUUGUGUUCUUUUAAGCACAAAUCACGAAGAAGAACUUGUCAACGUUGAUUUUUUGUAGAUUUCUGACUUUUAUAGAUAUUGGCUUUCAAGUUCCAGCUUCUAAAUGAGUGUUUUUCAUCUAGACUAAGUGCUUAUGCUACCAGCUCAAUGUGCAGAAUAAUACUUGUUGAAAGAAAUAUAUCUUACUUUACGAAUAAAAUAGGAUUGAAAAUUAUAUAAAAAAUACAAGAUGAAAACUGCUUCAAAUGUUAAUGGAUUAUACAUAUUCUAUAGAAGUUUUAUACAAAUGAUUUUCAAUGUGGUUACUUUUAAUAUAGGUACCAAUGCUUUAACUAAGAUCUCUAUAACAUUUGAGAGCAUUUUUUCAUGAGCUGUUUUUUAGAAAAAAGUAUUUUUGUUUGUCAAGUUGUUUUUAUGCUAUUUAAAAUAUGGCAACAAAUUAUUUGCAAAAAUUUCCUUAAUUUAUGAUAAAAUUGUUUAGUUAGGCUCAUGAUUGUCUUAUAAUAAUAUCGCAUAAGAAUCCUGAAAAUAUCUUAUGGAAUUUUGAGUCACCUGCAUGGAGACACCUUGGGAUUACUUUGUCCUGCGGCAUCGGCAUCACACUUUGUUUCUGGUCAAUAGAUUUUGAGUCAUUUGCUGUAGAAUCAUCGAACUUGGUAUUGAUAAUGGUCAGUAAAUGAUGUCUUUCGAUAUUGGGGUCAGUAGGACAAAGGUCAAGGAUAUGAUGAUCUUUACAAGAAAAACUACCGGCAUUUUAGUUUCUGAUGAAUAACUUUGAAACAACUUGGCGGAGAGUCAUCAAACUUAUUAUGGUAUGCACAUAAGUGAUGGUCAUGAGAUACCCCUUAUGGCUUAUGGGGGUCAAAGGUCAACAGGUGAUUCAUGCGAUUCGUGGAAUUCAUGUUUUUUUUUUAGAAAUCCUUAAUUUACAGUUUUGCAAUAUUAUAAAAAUACUGAAUUGCUUUGGACAACAAUUAUAAUUACAAGAAAUAAUUUGUUUCGUUUGAUUGUUUCUUAUAUAUCUUUUGAAAUAGCUUACCUGACUGUCAUUCUUUCUUCCAUAUCCUUAUGUUUUAAGAGAUCUAUGCAAGUGUCUAUUUGUUUGUCAUUUUUUCAUGUUUAGUGUAUUUAAAAACUAUGAUUAUUAAAUAAUUUCAAUGUUUUCUAAACAACUAAAUUGUUAAUAGCACAAGCUCCUUAACUUUUUUACUUAUAUCAUUUUGAAACAUACAUUAUGCUAUACUUUAAAAGGACUCGCUUACAGAUUUAUAUCAGGAAAUACUUUUUUUUUAGCUUCGUUGAAAUUGAGUUAUUUUACUUUUAUGAACAAACACCAUCCAGCAACUGACAGAUAACCCAAUGAAGUUUUGUUAAUCUUAGCCUAAAAUUACUCAAUUUUUAUAUGUGUUACUAAUGUUUUACGACCAAAUAUAGCAUUUUCCAUGAUAUUUUCAGAUAAUUAUUUUUAAAGCUAAAAACGUUUUUUUUUCCGAAGUCUGACCCUAUAAAAUGUGAACAAGUCCCUUUAAAACUAUUGCCAAUUUGAUUUACAAUUACAAGAGCAGUAUUCCUGUCAUAACAAUUUUGGAAACAGUAGUCAGAAGUACUGGUAUGGUAAUUAUCCACUUUCACUUUGUUAAAUGGACAAGGGCUAUAGAUGCUUGUAGUGACUGCGUCAACAUUGAAACAGGAAACUUUAGCAUUGAAAUAUAAGCACAACACUGCUUAAGUAAAUGAGUAUAUUGUAUAAAAUAAGCAAAGCAUGGUAAUGAAACAAUUUUCUCUAGGAUAUUUAUAUAAAUGGUUAGGAAGAUCAGCAUUGUCAAUCUAUUAACUGACAGGUUCAUAUUUAUUGACUUGUUACAGUCAUUUUGUUUUGAAGGCAAGAAUGAUUAAUUUUGAAGUAUUGAGUUGUUUAAUCAGAACAAACAAAUAUAGAAUAAGAACUCACAUUAUUGAAUUAUUACCCGUUACUGAGUGAAUAGCAUGUUAAGAGUAUCGUAUUCUCUGUUAAAAACUAUAAUGAAAAUAGGAAAGAUUGUUGGUUUCUGUUUAUUGUAAAGAACACAAUGUGUCACAUUGCUACAGUUGUUUUUUUGUCUCAUGAAUUUGAAUAUUCAUGUAAGGUUAUGUGCAAUAAUAUGUUAUAUUUGUUUUUUAUCACUGUAAUGUUAUAAUAGCCAGAGCUGUAAAUUAGAAUGUAAAUAGCUUUAUUUAUAUUAAUUGUCAGAUGGUGAAAUGUGCUUUACUACGGAGUAAGGUUAUAAGAAUUAAUGUGCGCCAUAUUGUUCUAUGUAUGUGUUCAUUGACAGUAUCCCCCAUAACUCUUACUCAAAAAUAUGCAAUCAAAUUACAAUUUCUUUUUUAACUCUACUAUUUGCAUUGAUUUAUAUGAAUAAGAUUAUUAUAUUAUGUCAAAUUCAAAUUCAAUACACCAUUUCAAUUAGUGGAAUAUAACACAAUUCAGGCAAUGUAAAAGUCCUUUGUAAAUUUAUCUUCUAUACUUUUUAUUCUUUUUUAACAAAUCAUGUUAACAUAAUUUAUUUGACACAACUAUCAUCAUGUUUUUCGUUCAGAUUUCAACACUUUGUUCAUGGGACCAAAAUAUUUACUUUUUUAUUGAUUUGUAUUGUCAUAAAAAUUCCAUUCUCAUACAAAGAAGCAUUUUGUAAUAUACGAGUCUUUGGAUCAAUGGUAGUCUGGUUUUUAUCCAUGGCAAGCAGAAUUUGUAAAAGGUAACAAAGUUGAACUUUUUUAUUUUUCUAUUGCUAUUAGAAUCAUGUUAAAUCAAACACGAGUACUGAUAUUUUCCUAUUUAUGACUGCUUAUUUCAUCUUUCUUAAGUUUCAUAUUCAUUUAAGCUUUGUAAUCUACAAACAACUCAAGUCCUUUUAGGACAUGAAUUUUCAAUUAUUUAAGUACAAUACUUAUUACAUAAGUGAUGAAAGUGAAUGAUAUUAAAGCUGUAUCAAAUCAUGCUUAUAUUUAUUCAAAUAAAGUUUUUAUUCAUUAUCUCAUCUUUUAUUUUUUGUUCUCAACUUCUGUUAGUGCUUUAUAUUUGUUUCAGUAUUUAUGUGGUUGACAGCUUAGUGUAGCAACCAUCUAAAGAUAACUUAGUCAGGCACGGCCAGACUGCAACUCUUUCAGAAGGGGGGAUUUUGAAAUAAUUAUAAUUUGUUGUUUUUUAUGUCCAAGUUUUUGAAGGUCACAGGAAGAUGCCAACUCUACUGCAAUCCUGUAUCCGUGGACAUUUUUGUUAAUUAUCAUGACAUUAUCUUCGACCUUCUUUGCUUUGAAAUAAUGUGGUACAAGCGUUAACAGCAUUAAAACAAUUGGUCAUGUACAAGAGCCAAAAUCCUGGUGGAUAGGUCAAGGUCACUUUAAGAAAGUAUUGGUGCCAUUAUGCACAUACUUUGUGUAUAGGCUGUACUCUGUCCUGCUUACAAUUUUUUUACAGAUGUUAAUUACAUUGAGACACUAUUCCAUGUACAAGACCCAGAGAUCCUUGGUAAAAUGUCAAGGUCCCAAAUCAGUCAAAUCAAGUGUUUCUUCCACAUAGAAUAGAAUCAGUGACUUGAGCUUUUUUAUGACCAACAUAAAUUUUAAAAAUCUAAGUUAUGAGCAGAUUGUCAUGUUACUAUAGGCUUCAGAUUGGUUACUUAUGCAAUGAAAAACAUUUAAUUCAGCUUUAAUAGUAAAGAGAAGAUAAAUGUUUUGAAUAUCAAAAUUAAGUAAUAACUGUCAGACACAAUACUUACUUUUAAACUGUGGUAUGUUUUGGUAACACAAUCAUUUUUUCUUGUUUUCUAUUUUUUUCUCAUAUACAUUGGCAAGAAAUAUAAUAAUAAACCAUCGUUUUUCAGCAUUUAUAAAAGUUAUAUUGCCGAGUGUAUGUAUUGUGUUUUAGUAUGGAGACCAUAGAUGGAUGUUGAUUGUUAUAACAUGUAAUUGUAGCUUGCCUUUAGGUCAUUUUUAAAAUAUCAAUUUUUCAUUAAUAUUGCUGUUAGACUUUGAACAAGGUUAAGUGAAUGAACAUGAUUUCAUAAAUUAGAGGUGUGUGUCAUUCAUUGUUUAGCAUAUAUCUAUGUUGCCAUCAACCACUUCAUGUUUGAAUAGACGGUGAAAUAUUGGGAACUAUAUUAUAAACCAUUUCUGGCAUUCAUUUUUCUGUAAGCGUGAGUAGUUGUCUUUUUGUAUUGUUUAUUUUUGUUCAGUGUACAAGACGGGCGUGCAAUGCUGGUUCAGCAACUUACAAGGCAUUGCAGUUUUUUCACAUUAAUUAUAAUUUAUAUAUUAUAUAAUUAUUAUUAUUAUAGAUGAAUAGCAUUUUUAUAUUAACAGUUUCUUUAUCUGCAGAUGACGAUAUUAAUUGUUCUAACAAUUAAUUGUUUAUUGUUAUGUGAAUAAAGUAAAGAAAUCUAGAAAAAGUAGUAAAAAUAUAAUGGUUUAAUCAUUAUAAGCUGUCGUAAAAGAUAUAACCCGGAAUUUACUGGGUGUUCCCAUGUCGGUACAAAUAAAAUGUUCUUUUUAGGCUAUUGAAAUACAUGGAACAGGUCAAUGAUUCUUCUGAAGUACUGUAACCUGCGUCUAUUAAAACAUUUCAAUGGUGUUUAUACUGGAGGAUAAGUGUGGAAAACCAGAUUGUUUAUAAUUCCGGGUUUCAACUAUUGCAAAUUGUUUUAAUACUAAAAUUAUUUCAAUAAUUCAAAGGUUUUUGUCAUACAUUUUUGUAUUGCUUUGUAACUUACAAUGUAAAUCAUGGAUGGUUACUCAAGCAGGAAUUGAGAAUGUAAAUUUAGAAAUCACUUUCUUAUUUAAUAUUAUAACUUUUACUAGCUUGGUUGUUUAAUUAAAGGCAUACUGCAUGUGGUCGUAGCUUGACGUUGCUGGGCAAGAAGUAGCCACAAUGUUCAUAUCAAACUGUACAAGUCAAGUAUAAUACUCAUAUGUUUGUGUAGAGGGUGGUUUACUAUAGUUCACUUGUCUUUUCCUCUGAAUGCUUCUGUGUAGAAUGUGCAGCCUCAUACAGAUCGAGGUCACACUUAACUUGUAUCCAUUGUGCAUUUAUAUUGACAUUUUACUUAGAUUAUAUUGUGAUAAGAUGUGAAUUACAGUUGUACUAUUUGUUAUAUUAAACUUUAAUAGUCUGCCAGAAA